AAACUAGGUAGACUAUUAUAUCCGGUCGUGUGAAAAAAAAAUAUAUAUAUAGGGAGAAUUAGUCGUGUCAGAAUCAAAAUACAAGAAAAUAUCGGUAUAAUCUGGCUUCAUAGGUAAAGGUCAAGGAACGAUGUCUACAAACGAUGAUCAUAUCCUCACCCUCUCCUGUCCGGAUAAGCCCGGCAUUGUCCACGCCGUCACUGGGCUUCUAGCAACUCAUGGCCUCAACAUCCUAGACUUACAGCAAUUCUCGGAUCGGACGUCAAAGAGGUUUUUCAUGAGAGUCCAUUUCGGUCAUGCUGAGUCGACGGCCAAUCUGGAAGAGCCUAUGGCGAAGCUCGCAUCGGAACUGGAGAUGGACCAGUACGACCUAAGGCCGGCGAGCAAGAAACCUCGAGUCUUAAUUAUGGUGUCUAAAAUUGGGCAUUGUCUGAACGACCUACUUUUCAGGACCAAGACAAAUCAGCUCGGAGUUGAAAUCCCCCUGAUCGUGUCCAACCACCCAGACUUUAAGCCCCUAGCAGAGAGCUACGGUAUCGAGUUCCACCAUCUCCCAGUUUCCAAGGACACAAAGCUCGAGCAGGAACGCCAGAUUCUGGAUCUGAUUCGGGAGAAGAAUAUCGACCUUGUGGUGUUAGCCCGUUACAUGCAGGUUCUGAGCCCAGGAUUAUGUGAGGCGAUGAGCGGCAAGAUUAUCAACAUCCACCAUAGUUUCCUGCCGUCCUUUAAGGGAGCGAAACCGUACCAUCAGGCAUUUGACCGCGGCGUCAAGAUUAUCGGCGCUACGGCACAUUUUGUGACGGCGGAUCUUGAUGAGGGCCCUAUUAUCGAGCAGAGGGUUGCGCGCGUGGAUCAUAGUAUGAGCCCAAAGGAGUUAGUGGAAGAGGGAAGCAAUGUUGAGAGUCAAGUCCUAGCUGCAGCUGUUAAAUGGUGGAGUGAAAAGCGAGUAUUCUUAAAUGGACACAAGACCGUUGUCUUCAAUUGAGGAAGAGAGUUGCGUGAAGGGAGAGAAAUGGCCAUCGAAAUUGCAACCCGCAUGGUUCGGAGUUGAUUCCAUAGUUGUCCACUGCAAUGCACAUUGUGGGUUAGACCUUACAUACAUCUCACUACGAUACCUGUAUUGUUGGUUAUUAUUGGUUUAAAAGAUGUUAGCGUGAAAUAAUCGUUAUUAAUAUCUCUGAUUGAAUAAGGGUAUUAUUGUAUGGAAGAUAUUAAUUUUCUUGAAUGUAGGACAAAAAUGAGAGAACGAAGCUGAAUAAUUCGGAACCACAUCGCGCUCACCACUCCCAAGGCUAUGGCGACAUAACAUGUGAUCUAGGGUUAUCACAACCAAUUACAUAUUAUAUAUACCUUCCUGUGUACCUAGGUAUGUUAUAAUCUUUCAUAUAUGUGUACACACGUCCGAUACUGAUUCCUGUUAUCAAAAAACACUGUACACAACAUUAUAGAUA
Molecule: messenger RNA, 1451 nt
Organism: Hypoxylon trugodes
Lineage: Eukaryota; Fungi; Ascomycota; Sordariomycetes; Xylariales; Hypoxylaceae
Product: Formyltetrahydrofolate deformylase
Exons: 1
Coding region: 131-985 (284 amino acids)
Biological process (GO): 'de novo' IMP biosynthetic process
Molecular function (GO): formyltetrahydrofolate deformylase activity
Source: RefSeq, a predicted model, not a curated record